UCCAAGUCGAAACCAAGUCUUCCAAAAUUCCUUAGAAUUAAAGUCAGACUAGAUUAGAAUAAAGUAUUUAAACUACAUAUUAAAACCAUUUAAACCAACGAAAAUGUGUUUAAUUCAGCAAGCCUGGUUUUCGUAACUGCUACAUUUGUUUGUUUUUUAGGAAAAGGAGCGCUGAAAACCACUGAGAGUUUCACUCCUUUAGUCAUACCUAUAGCGUAAAAGGGCAGCAAGCCAAAAAAGCUCUUACGAGUACAGUAAUUAAGACUUUUUAUUAAGCGGUGUUUAUUUGCUGAGAAAACGUGCCUUAACCUAAAAUUCGGAGAGCGCUUGAAGGAAGCCCGAGUGAAGGACUGGGGAGCAUGGUCACGUGACGGGGAAAGGAAAGUGAGUUUCGGCUGGAGUUUUUCCGUGCUGCGUUCACUGGCUGCGUGUGUUUGUGAGUGAGUGAGUGUCUGUGUGUUUCUCUCUCUCUCUCUCUCUCUCUCUCUGUCUCCAUGGUUCUGUACAUCAAACCCUGGUUUUGUUUGCACUUCGAGACAGCCAAAAGAGGAACCCUAAAGCUAGAGGAUAUGAUGUUGAGGAUCUGAUUCCCCGUUAAUAUGAGGAUACUGUCCCUGCUAUAUGUGUAUUUUUUGGUUCUUGACUCUAAAGGCAGUGUUUUGGUCCCAGAACCAGAAGACGUUAAAAUCGUGUCUAACAACUUCAUCCACAUCUUGCAGUGGAGUCCAAGGAAGGGGACACAAACAGGAACAGUGUACAAAGUAGAAGUCUGGUAUGAUCAUUCACGCAUAGUUCUGAUCAGCCACAGUGGUACAUCUCUCGACAUUUCUAAGCACAUGAAAGACAUACACAAGCGGUACCAGAUCAAGCUUUGGGCAACAUUUGGAAACAGUUUAUCGUCUGAAGUCGUCACUUAUUUUAGCCCUCUCACAGACACCACUAUUGGGCCCCCCAUCUUAUCUCUGAGUGGGUGUGGUGAUUGUCUAAAUAUCAGCAUUGAUCUACCAAAUCGCCAAAGUGCCCCCUCCUUUUUUUACCAGGCUAUUUCUUUUAGUAUAAGCUGGUGGAAAGACGGGGAAAAACAGGAUAAUUGCCGAAGGCCCGAUGCUAAUUAUUUGAAUCAAGCUUCUAAUUCAUAUUCAUACAAGCUGCAACAUCUUCUGCCGGGUGAGCGCUACUGCGUAGAAGUUACGCCGAAGAAAGCAUCUUUACGAAACGUGCAAAGCUCCUGCUCCUGUGAAUACACCAGUCGAGUAGAGCCGAGGGGGGUUGCGUUCCUGGUCGGUUGUGUUCUCUCCUCUGUCCUGGUGGGGCUGUGUUUCCUGGGUUUCAUGUUCGGCCUCGUCUACACUGGCGUACUGUGCAAGCCGAAAGUCAGACUUCCCAAAGCCCUGAUCAUUCUUGUUCCUGGUUCCUUCCUCUCCCCUGAGGAUACGUCUAUAUCAGUAGCUGAAGUGGAGUAUGGCAUAGAAAUACACAAGAUGAAAGAUAACAAAAAGGAAAAAGCGCAGAACAUUUAUGAUGUUGAUGAGGAUGACGAGGAGGAUGAAGAGGGCCACCAUGCCUACAUGGAGCGGGAAGGUCCCAAAGAUUCAAAGAGCACUGAAAGCACAUCCGUUUAUAAAGUCUCAGACCUUUCCGAGAGCUCGGGAUUCGAGGACGCACCCAGAGACACCAGCGAGACGACUUCUCUCGUUCAGAUUCAGAAUGACGAGGACGAAGGUUACGGCCCAGCAGGUGCUCUUGUUCUGCUUACGGAAAACUCAAACCCUCAAACUGAAAACGAAAAGAAAAAAAUAACUGUGCAAAUAAAAGAAAAAGAGGAAGAAGAUGACCAUUGUGGGAACGUGAACCUGUGGUCAGUGGUGUUGAAGUCCAUGCAGCCGGAGGAAGAGAAGGCUGAUGACCAGAGUGAAGCUCAGGAGCCUCUGCUGCCUUUAAUACUGAGAGGUGCACGUCAAGAUUCACUCAGUGCAGCAAAGCCACAGACAGGAAGUUCUUUAGAGCUUCACUCUGCUAUUCUAUUCCACGAAGAGACAGAAUUGCAGAGCGAUCAGGAAGACGAACAUGACGUUUCUGACACGAGUGUGUGUGAACGCAUGAGAACAGGUUACAUGGCCUCGCACAGAGGAACGAUAGGCACUGAAAACUGUUCAUCUGAAGAUGAGGAUUGUACAUCAGACUACAUGACCAGAUGAAGAUGUGGAGUGGUUUAUUCAUAAUGUUAAUAACGUACCAGACUUGAAGAAGUCCUUUCUCUGCUAAAGUGAACCUGUUUUAUGACCUUAUUUAUUUAUUUUUUGUUUCCUUUUAGUACAUUUCCCUGUUUUUGUAUAAUGACCUGGAGAGAAAGAACAGAAAACUAAAAACAGAAAAAGUAUAAUAAUGACAUAAUAUAUAUUAUAUAAUAAUAAAUAAUAAUGACAAAGUAAUAUACGUUUAAGGGCCAUGAAUGCAUUUAAUAAAUUGUAGGUGCGUAGUCUUCAAAAUCAUUUUUACCGACUGUAAAAGGGGCGGCACAGGGUUGGGGGUUCAAAUCUCACCUACGGUCUGUAUGUGCGUGUGUGGGGUUCGUUCAGAUCCUCCGACAGUCCCUUCACACUAUUAAAGUUAUAAACUGGAAUUUGUGUUUUUUCGUCUUACAGGGUGUGUGGACAAUUCAUCAGGGCAGGAAGGGACAUUAAUUCACUAAAAAGGCUAAAUGGGAAGUAAAUUGACCCCAUAGGUUUACGAGUCAGUUGUUUUAUCUGAACACCAUGAAAACAUCUUUUAUCUUUCUCAAGUCGUGACCCUGUAAAUGUUUUAAAAUGUAUCUAAUUUUGUUAAUGAUAGGAAGAUUUCAAGAUUUCCAGCUUUUUGUGUCUGAGAAAGUCUGACCAACAAUCCGAAUUCAGAGAUUUCUUUGGAUUUUUCACUUCUAGGCUUGUUCUAGACAGCCUGGUAGUGCUAGCCCUGCACAAGUGCAACCAAAAUGUGACACCGUUAUUAUGAAUACUGCUAUUUUUUCUUCUGUUUAGACUGGAAACUUGACAGUAGUCAUAAUAAGGGCGUCACAUUUUGGUUGCGUUUGUGCAGGGCUAGCACCACCAGGCUGCCACUUCUAUCCCCUUGAGCAAGUCUCUUAACUCUUAGUGCUCUCAACUGUAACAGUAUCUGAGUCAUGCUAUAAAUGUAAAAUGUGAACAUUUUAUUAUAAAACUAUGAAGGGUUUUUUUUCUUGCAUCUUUGCAUAGACAAAAGUUUAUCCAUUACCUCUGGCUGGUCAGAUGACUGCUUGGUUCUUUGCACUGCAGAACGACUGAAAAGCCUGACAACAGCUGCAUGACCUGGAAGUACAGUACAGUAUGUUAUUCAGUUUCCGCCAUAAAUGUUUAAGGCCCGGCCUCUCGCUUAACCCCGAGGGGUGAGGUGAAAUUUUGAUGAAGUAAUACUUAGAUUUUAAUAAAAGUUUAUUAGAAUGUAUCAGAGGGCGUAUGCACAGAAAGCCUAAAGACAGCAGACUGGCACACAGGUGUGAGUCACGCAAGCUGUUGCAUCAUGGUGUGUAUAGUGCCUGGUGUAUUCAGUGGGUGUGUUCACGGAUUAGAUGUUCCAUGCGGCAGCUGAAGAUUAUGAAAUAAGUCUUAAUUCUAGAAAAGAAAGGGGGAACAAUUUUAAUAUGAUUUAAAUGUUUAUGUUUGCGGCGUCUCUCACUCUUUAGACUGUGAUGGUCACAUUAAAACUACUUACAGGUCGAAUGUGUCAUGUGUCAUGCUGUAAAUAAAUAAAUGUAAUUUAUUUC
Clarias gariepinus (North African catfish) is the source of this 3781-nucleotide messenger RNA. RefSeq lists its product as uncharacterized. NCBI's taxonomy places the organism in Eukaryota, Metazoa, Chordata, Actinopteri, Siluriformes, Clariidae. The transcript is spliced from 9 exons. Bases 600 to 2198 code for a protein of 532 amino acids. The record is from RefSeq and is a predicted model, not a curated record. Gene Ontology annotation, molecular function: protein binding.